AAUCUCUGUAUUACUUCCGGGUUUUCAGCCAUGUGGUAAAACAGCUGUGGGUCAGGGUUCUGUUGACAGUAUUUUUAUUUUUCUUGGUUCUGCCUUUUGUAGAAGAAGAAAAGUGAGUAUGAGGAGAAGAGAGAAACAGCGGCAGGAAGCGGAGCGGAAGAAGAAGAAGACUGUAAGUUGCAGCGAAGAGGAAGACUCUGAUGUGGAGAAGAAGGUCUCUCUGUUUACCCUGAGAGGGGGGGAGGCAGAGGAGCUGCGGUUAAGCGGACACGAUGAUGAAGAUCAAAACCAAUCAGGUGGCGGGGCUGAGGAAGACUCUGGGGGCAGCGAAGAAGAAGAGGUAUCGGAGGGGGAGAGUAAUGAUGAAGGAGAUGAUGAUGAUGGUGAUGAAGAAGAAGAACUAGAAGAAGAAGAGGCUAAUGCAGAGGAAGAUGAUGAUGAUGAAGAAGAACUAGAAGAAGAAGAGGCUGAUGCAGAGGAAGAUGAUGAUGACGAAGAGGAAGAUGCUGAGGAAGAGGGGGGCCAUACUGGUGAUGGCACAGAGUUGCAGACAGAGGAAGGCAUCAGGAAAGAACUGUCCAACAUGCCCUUUGAGGAUGUCAUUAAGCUGCAGCAACAAGUGGGAACUAAAGCGUUCAAUGAGGCCGCAUUCAACAACAAAAAAUGCCGAGCUGUCAACAGUAAGAAACGGCUGAACAAAAACAGACCAAUGGAAAUUUCAUCAAAGAUUCCACCGUCCUUCCUACGGCAGGUCAUCCCUGCCAAGAAAUCAACCAGGAGAGAUCCUCGAUUUGACAGCCUGUCAGGAGAAUACAAACCAGAGAUUUUUGAAAAGACUUACAAGUUUAUCAAUGACAUCAAACACAGAGAGAAAGAGGUCAUUAAGAAGCAGCUAAAGAAGACAAAGACUGACCGCAAGAAGAAGGAGAAGCUGGAGUUCCUGCUGAAGAGAUUGAAUAACCAGGAGCGAGCGAGACUGAUCCAGGAGCAGCAGAGAGAGAGAGAGCUGCAGUUCAAGAAGCAGCAGCGAGAGCGAGCCAGUCUGGGAGAACGGCCAUUUUUCCUCAAGAAAUCGGAAAAGAAGAAGCUGCAGUUGGCCGAAAAGUAUCAGGAACUGAAGAAGAGCGGCAAACUGGAGAACUUCCUUAGCAAGAAACGGAAGAGAAACGCAGGAAAAGACCGCAGGAAGCUUCCUGGGAAACAGCUACACAACAAAAAGCCUUUUUCCUCCUGAGAAGUGUUGAAGAGCAAUGUGCUGAGAAAUGUUUGAUCAUCUCAGCUGUAGACUCAUUUCAGUGUUCUGAUGCUGUUGGUUCCCCACAUCAGGUGAACUUGCUCUGUAAAAGCUCUUUUUUUGUGAUCAAAGAUGAUGGGAAUCAUGAAUAUGUUCAUAAAAAAUACUAAAAGUGUGUUUGGAGAUUGUGUCAGAUGUACAAAUGCUUUUUUUUACAUGUAAAAAUAAUAAAGGUUUUCCUCAAUACUUUAAAUCCUCUGCUCACCCUGCUGCUUAUUCAAGUAUCUUAUUUAUCCCAAAGGGAAAGUAAAUUAUGUCCAAUCCACAACAGUCCUGUUGUCCUGAAUGAUCUCCUGUAGCAGUCAAUCUUUCAGCAAAUCUGAAGAGGCCUCUGACUGAAGACUGUUGUUUUAUGACAGUGUCAUGGCUGAUGUGAUGUGCCAGCCGUUCAGAAGCUGAUUUAUGUAAUAAAACCAGAGACAAAAGUGGCCAUAGGCAUAUUUUCAUUUAUAAAUCAGUAACUAGCUUACUACCAAUAUAUCUAACUACAUAUAUUUGACAUAAUCAGAGCAACUACAGCCUCCUCUCACUUGUUUUUACUACAUUUAACGUUACUUCAGUGUGACACAAACUUCUAUCAUAUGAACAGAAGCCAUAGUAGCAUAAUUAAACCAAAUAGUUUUAAACAACUAGACAAUAAGAAAGCAUCGCUGGAUCAGUUUUAAUAUUUUACUGCUAUCCUCUUAUUUUCAUUUUAUUUACUGCAUUAAUUGCACUGACAUGUCCGUUUUAAGAGACUGGAUUUGAAAAUUAGGCAUCUCAAAGAUAUUUACUCAAAUAAUCAAAAGUGGAAUUACAAAAUAUUAAUUUUUUCAGGUAGACUUAUUUAUUUUAGUGUUUUUAUGAAGAUGUGCAAGCUGUUAAUCUUUUUUUUCUGUUCUCUAUCAAUUUUGGUGAUUUUUUACCCAACUUUUUGAUGCUGGAUGUUUCUGGUCAACUUUGAGAACUGAUUUUUUCUUUUACAUGUUUCGCUAUAUUUCUAUACACUCCACUCUUGAAAUACGACUAAAACGGAAUAUUCACCAUCAAGAGCUUUUUAGGAUUAUUUUGCUUUGAUCUGUUGUCUUAAAAGUUAGUUGGUCUAUAGAGGAUCAGAACCAAAACAGAUGGGAGUCAGGUUUUCAGAUUGUAACUUUAAAUUAAAUGUGAGAGUAAUGCAACUUCAAAGAAAAUACAUGUGGUGUAAAUGCAAAGGCAUAAAAUUGUUUGGUUACAGAUUUGAAAUGAAAGUAUGAUUGGAUUGAAUUGUAAUAAAUGGAUUCAAAAUGAGUUGGUGAACGGGUGAAAUGAUCCGGCCAUGAAAUUAGUCCAUUUGCCAUUGUUAUGUUUGUUUAUAGAUGUACAUGUUGUUUUGAUUGUAGGUCCCAGGAAAAUAAGUAUGGUGCAAAAUAAAACAUUAUAUUUAAAGCAAGUGAUUAAAACAUAAAAAACUUUCCAAGUAUAUUUUUACUAAAAAAUGUACAUAACAGAUGAGUCGCUCAAUUUCACUCCAGUUGAUGAACUCAAAAUAUUACAUCAAUUAAAUUUUUACAAACACAUAUGAUCAUGUUGUUGUGCAUCUUUGCCAAUAUUCACAACUCAAACCCU
Molecule: messenger RNA, 2881 nt
Organism: Xiphophorus couchianus (Monterrey platyfish)
Lineage: Eukaryota; Metazoa; Chordata; Actinopteri; Cyprinodontiformes; Poeciliidae
Gene: rrp36
Product: ribosomal RNA processing 36
Exons: 7
Coding region: 119-1234 (371 amino acids)
Biological process (GO): maturation of SSU-rRNA from tricistronic rRNA transcript (SSU-rRNA, 5.8S rRNA, LSU-rRNA)
Cellular component (GO): 90S preribosome; nucleolus
Source: RefSeq, a predicted model, not a curated record